GCGCGUUGGACCCUGGAGGAGGAUAAUAGCUGGUGGAGUCUACUCUCUCUCAUGCCAUGCUGGGCCAGAAGGGCUCCGGGAGACAUGUACUUACCCAUAUCCGGGUUGGAGAAAAAAAGUUUCAUUUAAACCUGGACGACAAACUUUCAGCAUGAUGCCUCACUGACAGCGCCACAGCCGCGGCUGUCAGCGACUCAUUUCACCGCGGAUUAUUACGAGCAUUACAGCGCUAGAACAUAGCUUCGUUUUUCAAUUGAAGAUUUUUUUCGUGCUUGACUUUUUCCUCUGUCUGUUUUUUUUUGUGUGAGAGUGUUCUGCUCGUGGGUCAGUGUCCCUGUCUGAAAUGUUUAAGUGACAAUGGCUGCGCAAGUGGCAUCAGCACCGACGACAACUAAUAAUAAGAAAAAUAAAUUGUCUGGCAGUUUGGGUCAAGAGAUACAUUCGGGGAAAUCGGGAGGAGGAACUAUAUCGAGGUCUGGAGCAAUGCUUGGAGCUGGAGAUGGGACUAACACAAUGAAUAAUGUAGACCAUCACCACCAAAACGAGCUCAACAUGGUCAAUUCAACUUCUCCGAAUAACAAUUCUGACACACGGGAGAAGGAGAGUGGAAAUAACAUAACAUCGUCAAAUUCGACGACCUCUCUUGAGGGAAUGGAGACGGGUUUGAUAGCAAACCAUAAACAGAAAAAUGUGAGUGUAGAUCCCCCUCAGCACCUCACGCCGCCGCAACAGCAGUCACAAUUUAACCCGUUUCCUCAGCAUCAGCAGCACCAGAUACAAAGUAACAACAUCAACAACAGCCAAGCGACAAGGGGAGAGAGUGAGAAUCAGCACCACGGAGGGAAGAGGGGUGUUUUGGCGAGCCAGACAGAGCAGCAGAUGCUGAGUAAAGGUGAAGGGGAUCAUACCUGUAAACCAGGGGAGCGAAUGGGUGCCAGGUAUGAACAUGCCAACUUGGGACCAACGACCGACAUCAACAGCCAGCCCCAGAGCGCAGGAGGGGACAGCGCUAUUUCAGAGUUUAAUAACUACUAUGGCACUUCCCGAGUAGGGGCCUGCUAUGAUCAACAUGGCGGACAAAGCACUGGGAUGGGGAUGAUGCACUCCUCGGGACCCAACAACAUGGACCCAGUGCACAACUCCCACGAAGGAUACCACAACAGCCAGUACAACCACUACCCUGGCUACCGGCAGGGCUACGGUGGAGCGGGCUACGGUAUGAUGGCCCCAUCCAGACAGGGCAGUAACAUGCUGAUUGGCCCUGGCAGUAACACUCCAGCUAGCCAUGUCAAGGCUGCUAUGGGAGCUGCUUCCUCCGGUUCUGGUGGAAGUGUUGGGGGCUUUCAGAGAUUCCCAGGACAUACUCAGCAUCCCUCGGGAGCCACCCCAACUCUAAACCAACUGCUGACGUCUCCAAGUCCAAUGAUGCGAGGUUAUGGCAGUGGCUAUCAUCAAGACUAUAACAGUCCCUCUGCACAACAACAAGCUGGCAUCGGCUUAGGCAAAGACAUGACUUCUCAGUAUGGCUCCACAACCCAUGGCUGGCCAGGGCAACAGAGAAAUCACCCGUCCAUGAGUCCUGGAAACGGAGGGCAAGGUAUCAGCAGACCACAGGUGGCUUCCGUGGACUUCAUGGCUAUGAAGCGCUCCCAUCUCUACGGGAUGGGCAACAACCCCUACUCUCAGCAGCAGCAGGGCGGGCCCUACCCCAGCCAGCCAUACGGAUCGCCCGCUACACACAGAUACCCAAUGGGAAUGCAGGGGAGGGGCCAGGCGGGCAUGGGCGGCAUGCAGUACCCUCAACAGCAGCAGGUUCCCCCCCAGUACGGCCAGCAGGGUAUGGGAGGAUACAGCCAGCAGCAGCAGGGAACACCUCCGGGAUCCUACUUCAGCCCCCCCCAGCAGAACCCCACCGCCCCCACACAGCCCCCCUACCUGCCUCCCCGCGCCCCACCCCAGCAGGAGGCUCCGCAGGAGAGCUACAGAGACAGCACCAGGAGUCAGCAGCAUGUCCCAGGGAAUUCUGGGAAGGCCAACCUUGAGGACAUGGGUCUGAUCCCGCAGGACUGCCCCUCCAGCCUCCCGGACCUGUCUGGCUCCAUAGACGACCUCCCUACAGGGACGGACGCUGGUCACAGUUCAGCCGUCAGUGCUACAGGCUCCACCAGUAGCCAGGGGGAGCAGAGUAACCCGUCCCAGUCACCCUUCUCACCCCACGCAUCACCUCACCUGUCUGGCCGAGGCAGCGGCCCAUCGCCCUCUCCUGUUGGCUCCCCCGUGGGCUCUAACCAAUCACGCUCCGGCUCUGGCCCAAUCUCCCCAGUUAGCGGCCCAACCACAGCACAAGGGUCCCAGAUGGCCCCCCAGAUCCCCGUCAACAUGUCGGAUGUCCCUCACUCCCCCUUGACGCAGUCCCCCAUGCCUCAGGAGAGGGGCUUUAUGUCCAACAUGCAGAGAAACCAGUCUGGCUCCCAGUUUGCACCACCACUACCUCAGUCGGGGCCUUCCAUGUCCCCUCACCCCUCUCCUGGUCCUGGUCCUGGAGGACAAAUGUACCCAGGGAUGGGGCCCAGGCCCUACCUCCAGGGUGGCUCCAGUGGCCCCUACGGACCCCAGGGAUCCCAGGCAAACCAGUAUGGACCCCAAGGUAACUACCCACUUCCACCCAACUACGGCGGGACCCCCAGUGCCAACUACAGCGGCCCCGGCCCUGGCAUGACCAACAGCCUGGGUAUGAAUGCCAGCAGCCCCAUGCACGGCCAGGGUCCCGGGCAGCCCAUGCCCAUGGGCCGCAGUCUUGGCGCGGGCAGCCGACCCUACCCCAACAUGGCCCCCAGUUCCCCCAGUAUGCCCCAGCCGGCAGGCCCAGGGAUGGGCCCUCCUUCACUGGGCAACGUCAACCGCAAGGCCCAGGAGGCAGCCACUUCCGUUGCGCAGGCCGCAGUCAACUCUGUACAGAGCAGUAGACCUCCCUGUGUGAGGUCCCCAGCCCUCCACACCUCUUCUGGACCCAGUCCCCUGCCCCCUCUUCCCACCACACCCACCCCUCCUCCUCCUCCUCCUCCUCCUCCUCCUCCUCCUCCUCCUCUCCAACCUCCACACCCCAACUACAACACCCCUCAUUCUCAGCAACACGGACAGGGCAGCUACCCAGGCCCUGGCAUAAACCAGAUGGUGCCCCCCAUCAACCAGUCGCAGGGCAACAACUCAGGCAUGGGCACGCCACAGGGUCCACCCUACAAUAUGCCACCCUCAGGGCCCAUGGGGAUGGCUGGGGAUGGGAUGGUGACUCCAGUUGGGAAGCAGAAAAUGGAUGGCAAGGAGGAGAGCAUGCCCACCAAUGAACCUCCCAGACCCAAGGAUGGCUACAGUGGAUCCCAGUGUGUCUCCCAGCCUACCACCCCUGGUGCCAUGCCUGUCCCCUCUCCUCUGUCCCCCAGCCCAGCCAGCCUGUCCUCCUACCAUGGGGAUGACAGUGACAGCAUUAGCAGCCCCGUCUGGCCAAAGACUCCUUCCAGCCCUAAGCCCAACUCGUCCACCAUGACUAACGAGCGAAUCACACGUCUGUAUGAUAUGGGUGGGGAGCCGGAGAGGCGUGGCUGGGUGGACCGCUACCUUUCCUUUAUGGAGGAGAGGGGUACACCUGUUCCCUACCUCCCUGCCGUGGGCAAGAAGCCCCUGGACCUCUACAGACUCUACAUGGUGGUCAGGGAGAUAGGGGGCCUGGCCAUGGUGAACAAGAACAAGAAGUGGCGUGAGCUGUCCACUAGUCUGAGUGUUGGUACCUCCAGCAGCUCCGCCAGCUGUCUGAAGAAGCAGUACAUCCAGUACCUGUUUGCUUAUGAGUGUAAGGUGGAGCGCGGAGAGGACCCGCCGGCCGACAGCAACACUGGGACUGGGGGGGACAACAGGAAGCAGGCCAAGGUGCAGCCGCCCUCUCCUGCUAACUCAGGGUCCCUGCAGGGCCCCCAGACCCCCCAGUCGUCAGGCAGCAGCUCCAUGGCAGAGAUGUCAGGUGACCUGAAACCCCCCACCCCAGCCUCAACCCCCCAGGGCCAGGGCCAGGUCACCCCCAUCCCAGCCAGCAGGAACAGUGUGGUCAGUGUGCAGGACCCGUUCUCUGAGGUGAGCGACCCGGUCUUCCAGAAGCGUAACUCCCUCCCCCCGGGGGGCCCUGGGGGACCGUACCAGCAGGGGGUCAACAUGCCCCCUGACGUGAUGAUGAGGAUGCAGUAUGAGAAGGACCCCUUCGCUGGCAUGAGGAAAGUGGCAGGAGGGGAUUCCUACAUGCCAGGCCAGAUGCCCAGCGGUGGCAUGCAGGAGAUGUAUGGCAGGCCUCCAUCAGGCAUGGGCCAGCGUUCCCAGUACCCAUACGGACCAGGCUACGACAGGAGACCAGACCAUGUGAUAGGGAUGGAGGGGAGCAUGGGCACCCCCGGGAGCCAGAGCAACAUGGGACCUUCCAACAGCGAGGGCAGCAUAUACUCUCCCAACAGAUACCCCUCCCAGCUUAGACAUGAGGGUUACGGGCAGCAGUACCCUGGCAUGUCAUAUGGAAUGCAUCCCUCAGGGAUGUACCCACAACAACAGGGCUACAAGCGCCCCAUGGAGGGUAUGUACGGCCCCCCAGGCAAGAGGCACGAUGGGGACAUGUACGGCCCCCCAGGCAAGAGGCAUGAGGGGGACAUGUACGGCCCCCCAGGCAAGAGGCACGAGGGGGACAUGUACGGCCCCCCAGGCAAGAGGCACGAGGGGGACAUGUACGGCCCCCCAGGCAAGAGGCACGAUGGGGACAUGUACGGCACCCCAGGCAAGAGGCACGAGGGGGAGAUGUACGGCCCCCCAGGCAAGAGGCACGAGGGGGAGAUGUACGCCAUGCAGUACGGCAGCCAGCAGCCUGACAUGUACAACCAGUACAGUGCUGGUUAUUCUGGUCCUGAGAGGAGGCCCAUGCAGGGCCAGUUCCCUUACCCCUCCCCCUACAGCCGAGAGCGCAUGCAGGCCUCUGGCCAGGGGCAGCACCCCCAGCACCCCAUGGGUCCCCAGAUGAUGGCUGGGGGGCCACCCUCCAACAACGGAGUGGAAGGACCCCAGGGGCCCAACAUGUGGCCCUCCAGGACAGACAUGGGUUAUCCCUACUCUAACAGACAGGGGGCACCCUCCCAGGUACCGCCAUACGGUCCUUUGGGGAGAGGAGAGGAUAUGGAGGGCCGACCCAUCCAAGAUGGUCAGUGGCUCGGGCACGGAGGCCAUCGCCAGUCCUCCUACAUGUCAGGUGGUAUGACCCCUAUGUCCUCUCGCCAGCCCCCCUCUGCCUACCAGACCUCCCCCUCCAUGGCCAACCACCUGCCCCGAGCACCCAGCCCCGGCUCCUUCCAGCGCUCCAUGGAGGCACGGAUGUCCCCCAACAAAGCUGCCUAUAUGGGCUCCAUGAAGAUGCCAUGCAAACCGGGCAUGCCCAUGCCAGGGCAGGGUAGUGGGCACCCAGGCCAGGUCCCACCUAACCUGCGGAGAGACCUCAACUACCCUCUAGGAUCUGUAGAGGCCACCAUGCCCCUUCUCAAGCCCCGCCGCAAAAUGACCUCAAAGGACACUGGAACCCCAGAGGCGUGGCGAGUGAUGAUGUCUCUGAAGUCAGGUCUGCUGGGUGAGAGUACCUGGGCCCUGGACACCGUCAACAUCCUGCUGUAUGACGACAGCACUGUGGCCUCCUUCACCCUCGCACAGUUGCCUGGCUUCCUGGAGCUGAUAGUGGAGUACUUCAGACACUGUGUGAUGGAGAUCUUUGGCAUCCUGGAGGAGUAUGAGAUAGGGACCAUCGGCCAGAAGACCCUCCUGGGGCCUGAAGCCUGUAACCAGGGGGAGGAGCUGACCUCUGAACCUGAGAUGGACUGUGAGGCCAGCCAACCAGAGCCUGAGCCUGAGCAGGAGGUGGAGAGGGGGGAGGUAGAGAAGGGGGAAGUAGAAAAUGGGGAGGACAAACCUGCUGACAUCACAGAGAAAAUGACAGUGGAACUGAUGUCUCCCCCCAGUGCAACGGAACCAGCCCCUGAGGGAAUGAAGGAGGAAUCUGAAGCCGAAGUGAAGGUAAAGAAGGAAGAGGGGGAGAAAGAACAGGAAGGAGAGAAAGAAAAAGGGAAAGAGGAAGGAGAAAAUCCCACGGAGAGUAAGAAAGCCACAGCUGAAAGUAAGGAAGACUAUCCUAAUCAGUCAGAGCCAAGGCCACAACAGGCCAGCAAGUACGACAAGUUUCCCAUUAAAAUCCUGCACAAAGAGGACCUGAUUGAGGACAUGACGGAGCAGCUGGCUCACGUGACAGAGUUCACUAGCGGACUGCUCCACUGGCAGGUAGGCGGGGGGGAUUCCACGGCCCACAUCCAGACCCACUUUGAGGGCAGGGGAGAGCAGCCUGACAGGACGGAGGGAGAGCGAGACGAAUGUGCCAUUCUGAAUAAAGAGCAGGAGACUGACUCAAGGACAGAGGAGAAGGGGAAUCGUAUCACCGCCACCAUCGAUGACAUACUGUGUGCCCGGCUCGAGGCUCUGUCAGAGGGCCACCCCACCCACUCUGCCCCCACCUACCCAUUCAGGCUGCACCAGGGCGGGGGCCACAUGCACAUCACCUUGCUGGAGGACGAGCCCCGCUGUUUGAACGAGGCUCCCCUCUCCACAGCUUCUCCUUGGCAGGACUCCCUGGCCAAGCGCUGCCUCUGUGUGUCCAACAUCCUCCGCAGCCUCUCCUUCAUCCCUGGGAACGACUCAGACAUGUCCCAUCACCCAGGCCUGGUGCUGAUCCUGGGCAGACUGCUGCUGCUCCACCACCAGCACCCAGAGAGGAAGAGGACGUCCCCUAGCUACCAGAGAGAGGAGGUGCAGGAGCGGGGCCUGGCCUGCAGUAAGGAUGAGUGGUGGUGGGACUGUCUCACUAUACUCAGGGAGGACACCUUGGUCACCCUGGCUAACAUCUCUGGCCAGCUGGACCUUUCCCUCUACCCAGAGACCAUCUGCCUGCCCAUCCUGGAUGGCCUACUCCACUGGAUGGUGUGUCCCUCUGCCGAGGCCCAGGACCCCUUCCCCUCGGCCGCCCCCCACUCCCCCCUAACCCCCCAGAGACUGGUGCUGGAGUGCCUGUGCAAGCUGAGCAUCCAGGACAACAACGUGGACCUGCUGCUGGCCACGCCACCGUUCAGCCGCCAGGAGAAGCUGUAUGCCACCCUGGUGCGCUAUGUGGGUCAGCGUAAGAACCAGGUUUACCGCGAGAUGGCUGUGGCCACCCUCUCCAACCUGGCACAGGGGGACUCCACGUCGGCACGCGCCAUCGCAGUACAGAAAAGCAGCGUGGGUAACCUGAUGGGCUUCCUGGAGGAUGGGGUGAGCAUGGCCCAGUACCAGCAGAACCCCCACAGCCUGCUGCACAUGGUCCACCACCCCCCCAUGGAGCCCCCCAGUGUUAACAUGAUGUGUCGGGCUGCAAAGGCUCUGCUGGCUAUGGCCAAGGUAGAGGAGAACAGGCCAGAGUUUGUCUUGUACGAGGGCAGACUCCUGGACAUCUCCAUCUCCUCUGUGCUCAACCCGGGGGUAGCCAGCAUUGUAUGUGAAGUACUCUUUCAGUUUGUUAAAAAAUUAUGACAGGAGGAUAGACAGGCCGGAGUCAAGAGAUGGACAGAGAGACGAUGAGAUGAAAACCUUUUUCUGUGGUUUUAUAGUUUUAUUUAAAUUAAAUGGAAGAAAGUUUAUAUAUAUACAUAUAUAUAAACGUUCUUCUAGUUAAUUUAAUAUAUAUAUAUAUUUAGCUCCUCUGCCCCAAUUAACACUUUGGUUUUGGGAUUUGAAAGAUGAUUUUAAUACAAAUAUUUAAUACCUGCUGUUGUUUAAAUGUUGUAUAUUGUUUGAAGACUUUUGUUUGUACUUUUGUUUUGUUUAACCAAAGCUGGUGCCAGAUUUCGGAGAGGAUUCUUUCAUUUAAUUUUUCUCUUUUAAAUGUUUUGGAAUUUUAUAAAUGUUUAAAUCUGUAUGUAUCAUAUAUGGUUUGUUUUGUUAACGAAGCACAGAUUAAUUUCAAUUGUGAGAGAUAUUGCACAUAGAACUUUUCUUGCCACACAAAAAAGGAACAUUGAUUUUACACAAACAUGUAAAUGCAUCGCUGGAGAAAUUGUGCAAUAGAACUAGUGCAAGAUGUCUGUUGAGGGCAACUAAAAGAUGUGAAUCUUUUUUUAAACACUUGCAAUAUGUGAUUUUGACCAUGGGUAGGCAGUGUUGCAUCAGCCAAUCAAAAACAUUUAAAAUAUUGUCCUAAUUUUAACUGUCAAACGUUUGACUUGCUUCAUCGUUGUCAAUCAUUACUACUACAUCCGGGAGUCCAUUUUCACAAAGGAACAGUAUCUUAAGCACUUGCAUUUGUUUGAUUUCCUUUUUAACCAAUGUAUAUAUAUAUAGACUUAUGUACAUUGGACACUACUUCACUCUUUGUUUCAGUUUUGGUUGAUUCUCUACAUUCACUAUCAAAAAUAAUGUUAUUACAAAGUGAUGGAAGUUUCUGACUAUUACAACAACUACUUUUGUUAUUGGUAAGAUGUGUUAUUGUCGUUAUACAUAUUUUGUUAUUGGGGUCAAAUAUUUGAACAGAGGUUGUAUAGGUCUCUGUAUGUAUAAAGUUCCUGUACUACGCAUUGUAAUAUAGCUUCAAGCUGAUCAAAACAAUAUUUGGUAAUGAAAUGUGGAAAUGCCAGGGUCAGGGAUAACUAGCUGAGGUUACAGAAGACUUGUGAACAUAUUUAUUUUCUUUUAUGUCCUUCAUUCAUGUAAAUUGACAUAUUUUUAAGCCAAUGUAGUUCAAAAAUAAAACUCAGAAAAGAACCCACAACACAAACAAGGUCUGACAACCCUUUUUUUCUUCUUACUCAAUGACUACCUUUGAUUAAUUAUAAAUCUAUUUAUACUCUGUGUUCCACAUGUUAUGAAUAAAAUGUACACUGACUAUUGUGAAGCA
Messenger RNA from Salvelinus fontinalis (brook trout), 8989 nucleotides. RefSeq names its product AT-rich interactive domain-containing protein 1B-like. Gene Ontology annotation, biological process: regulation of transcription by RNA polymerase II; chromatin remodeling; positive regulation of DNA-templated transcription. The record is from RefSeq and is a predicted model, not a curated record. The transcript has 22 exons. Gene Ontology annotation, molecular function: nucleosome binding; DNA binding. The coding region runs from base 358 to 7629 and encodes 2423 amino acids. Lineage: Eukaryota; Metazoa; Chordata; Actinopteri; Salmoniformes; Salmonidae. Gene Ontology annotation, cellular component: nBAF complex; nucleoplasm; brahma complex.